This is a messenger RNA of Haliotis rufescens (red abalone), 1098 nucleotides long. RefSeq names its product histidine-rich glycoprotein-like. NCBI's taxonomy places the organism in Eukaryota, Metazoa, Mollusca, Gastropoda, Lepetellida, Haliotidae. Bases 1 to 1098 code for a protein of 365 amino acids. The record is from RefSeq and is a predicted model, not a curated record. The transcript is spliced from 4 exons.
AUGUACGACCAUCACUACCUCUACAGAUACGACAAUAACCACCACAUGUACGACCUUCACCACCUCUACAGAUACGACCAUAACCACUACAUGUACGACCUUCACAACCUCUACAGAUACGACAAUAACCACCACAUGUACGACCUUCACCACCUCUUCAUAUACGACCAUAACCACCACAUGUACGACCUUCACCACCUCUACAGAUACGACAAUAACCACCACAUGUACGACCUUCACUACCUCUACAGAUUCGACCAACCACCACAUUACGACCAUAACCACCACAUGUACGACCAUCACCACCUCUACAGAUGCGACCAUAACCACCACACGUACGACCAUCACCACCUCUACAGAUGCGACCAUAACCACCACAUGUACGACCAUCACCACCUCUACAGAUGCGACCAUAACCACCACAUGUACGACCAUCACCACCUCUACAGAUGCGACCAUAACCACCACAUGUACGACCAUCACCACCUCUACAGAUGCGACCAUAACCACCACAUGUACGACCAUCACCACCUCUACAGAUGCGACCAUAACCACCACAUGUACGACCAUCACCACCUCUACAGAUACGACCAUAACCACCACAUGUACGACCUUCACCACCUCUGCAGAUACGACCAUAACCACCACAUGUACGACCUUCACCACCUCUACAGAUACGACCAUAACCACCACAUGUACGACCUUCACCACCUCUACAGAUACGACCAUAACCACCACAUGUACGACCUUCACCACCUCCACAGAUACGACCAUAACCACCACAUGUACGACCUUCACCACCUCUGCAGAUACGACCAUAACCACCACAUGUACGACCUUCAUCACCUCUACAGAUACGACCAUAACCACUACAUGUACGACCUUCAUCACCUCUACAGAUACGACCAUACCCACUACAUGUACGACCUUCACCACCUCUACAGAUUCGACCAACCACCACAUUUACUGGUGAAGCUGGUGAAGGAUCUCUGUAAAAGUGGGACACGGAAAGCUGAUGGACUAAUGGCAUCUGCGGAUUUCGGAUCUCGGCAGGAUACCAACUGUCGCAGCAGUAAACCAUUGUCAACUGCCAUUUGA